Messenger RNA from Oryzias latipes (Japanese medaka), 3190 nucleotides. It is a transcript of the gene tmem151bb, whose product is annotated as transmembrane protein 151Bb. The record is from RefSeq and is a predicted model, not a curated record. Lineage: Eukaryota; Metazoa; Chordata; Actinopteri; Beloniformes; Adrianichthyidae.
AUUACAUAAAAUGCCCACAUUCACUUGUAUUUUCAGUUUUAGUUUAAAUAUAUUAUAUGGCUCUCACGAAAUAACAUUUACAAAUAUGAAGUGUUUAUUGCUCUUUCGGCCAAAAAGGUUCCAGACCCCUGGUCCAGAGGGACAAACGUAGGGAAAUAAACACGUUUUGGGAUGGAACUAGAUUGUUCCUUUAAGCGGCGCAUUAUGCCUCAUUCAGCACCAAGGACAGUGACCGCACCAGCUUUUGGCGAACCGUCACCACCCGCACACCUCCACGAGUCCGCGGGGGUCCCUGUGGGCAGGGGGCACAUUCCUCCGGUCAUUACGCGCAGAUGGAGCCGUUUCCUCCCCUUCCACGUUACCGCGGCACCGACAGCUGAAGCGGAGGUCUCCACACCAAUCGGGUUUCCUCGACUCCCCUAUAAAAAACAUAUUCCUGAACGGCAUAGCGGCGGCUCCACUCGGGUGAAAGAAGCUGCGGAGAAUACUACAGAAAAUCUUGUUCCACUCCACCCCUUGUCAUUAUCCCUAUUAUCUGCCAGGCACCAUGUCUCCUCCUGCGUCGGUGGCAACUGCCAGUGAAAGCAGCACGACCACCGUUCUCGAGGAGGAUGCCAGAGACGAGCAAAGACCUCUGAGGCAGUCUCUGAGCAAAUCCUUUUGCCGGGAGAGUUUUUGGAAAUGCCUCCUUCUGUCUGUUCUCAUGUACGGCUGUGUGGGGGUGAUGAUCUGGUGUCAUGUCACCAAGGUAACACGCCUUAGCUUUGACAGUGCCUUCAAAGGAAAAUCCAUGAUGUACCAUGACAGCCCCUGCUCUGAUGGCUACAUUUAUAUACCCCUGGCCCUGCUGGGCAUGCUCUACCUGGUCUACCUAGUGGAGUGCUGGCACUGUCAUGUGAAGGACGAGCUGCAGCACAAAGUGGACAUGGAGGGCAUCUGUGAGUGCAUCCAGAGGAUGCAGCAGGCCAAGCCCUGCAUCUGGUGGAAGGCAAUCAGCUACCACUACGUCCGUAGGACCCGACAGGUCACCCGCUAUCGCAAUGGGGAUGCAUACACGAGUACACAGGUGUACCACGAGCGAGUCAACACACAUGUAGCGGAGGCUGAGUUUGACUACAGCCACUGUGGGGUCAAAGAUGUUUCGAAACAGCUGCUGGGUCUAGAGAAGUCUCCCCUUACAAAAAUGCGGUUAACCAAGUGCUUUAGUUUUGCCAAUGUGGAGUCUGAGAAUUCUUACCUGACUCAGAGAGCACAGUUUUUUACUGACAACGAGGGCCUCGACGACUACAUGGAAGCCAGAGAGGGCAUGCAUUUGAAAAAUGUUGAUCUGAAGGAGUAUGUCAUGGUGCUGUCUGACCCAGAGCACCAACCUUGGUAUCUGUCCCACUACAUCUUCUGGUUUGCUUCAUUCCUCACCUUCUCCUGGCCUCUCAGAGUGUUUAAUGAGUACCGCACUGCAUAUGUUCACUAUCGUGUGGAGAAGCUCUUUGGACACGACUACAUCCCCGUGACCCAGUGUGACGAUAGGCCUUACUGGCCCCGGAUCCCCCGUGUAAACACUAUUGACAGCACAGAGCUGGAAUGGCACAUUCGCUCCAACCAGCAACUGGUUCCUAGCUACUCUGAAGCUGGCCUAAUGGAUCUGGCCCAGUGCCCAUCCAGUUUUAAUGGAAUUCGUCAGAAUUGUGAGCGCUGUCACCGAGCAAUCAGCUGCUCAUCCGUGUUCUCCAGGAGUGCCCUGAGCAUGUGCAAUAGAUCCAGCCCUCGCAUCCCCUUCAGUGGUAGCCGGUUCUCCUUGGCGUGCCGUUACGGGUCCCAGCACAGCUGUUUCUGGAGGAGCGGAAGUCUGGAUGACCAGGAGAGUCCCAGUGAAAAUACCCACUCUCUGUCUGAGCGUCUCACUACAGAUGACGGGGAGCCUCCAGACUAUCAAGACGCUCACUGCUAUCCGGUUCUCAUUAUCCACUGCAGUGAGAACUGCCAAAAUCACAGAUUUUUCCACAGAAAUGGAGCCUGCGUGGAGACUUCUUUAUGACCACAGAAUCUCUGUGGUCAUAAAGAAGUGGUCAUACAGAACCUCUGUAGCAGGUUGACACACAGAUACAGAGAAUGCUUAAAGGUCUGAAAGCCACAUUCAAACUUCUAAUCUACAUUCACAAGAAACAACUCCCUGAAUCCUUAAUGUGGGAGUCACAUUAAUGACUCCUACAAGACUUUUUGUGGAUAAAGCAAUCUCUUUCUGUCAGGCUUUGGUGAAACCAAGGAUACUAAGACUGUUACGCUGUACACCCUAACUUAGAGAUCUCAUUUAAAUGAUAGUUACCUUAAAGGUUCUUUACAGUGGGAAGGAGCAAACAUCUCAUUUUCAUUCACAACAGCUUUUUGGGCAUAUGAAGCAGGAGCUGACCUCAUCAUCAACUGCAAUGGUUCCACCUCGAUUAUUCAUAUCCAGAAAUUCCAGUACAGCAUUAAUGGGAUAUGUUUAAAUUCCCUACUACGAGGCUAUGUAGUGCAGGACUAUCCAGUGCCCUGGACUUUAACUUAAUUUAGGCAAAAGCUCACUCCUUUUUUAUUUGACCGACAAAAAUGAUGUCACCCAUCUGCCAAAAUAAAAUUCUAAUAAAUACUAACAUUUUACAAUGACUAUUUAUGUCAUUUAUGUUCUGAUGACGAAAACUUGGAUGAUUUAAAAAAAAAUAAACAAUUAGUUUUCUUUUAAUGACACAUUUUUCAAACAUUAUGCAUUGUGGUCUAUAUUCACUAAUCUAGUUAGCAUCAAUCAAUGACUGUUUAAGAGAACUGGAGUGAGUGAGUGUGACAUCACCCAUAGAAAAAGUAUUUUUUCCGAUUCCAACAAAAUGAAGUCAAUUCAGUCAAACAUCAAUUUUUUUUGUCAAUUUGGAUGCUGUGAUUUUGGAGCCAGACAUUCUCAGUAACCAGUGAUUGGUCAGGGAUAGUUUUAGUCAACGCUUCUAUGGCAACCAAAGUAGGAGGUGAGCUUGUUGGAGGACCACACCCCUUCCACUGAAAAUGGGCUCAGGAGAAUUUGUUAAUGAAACGUUUCGAACGUUCAAUGUAAUGUCACAUGCUUUUGUUAAGGCAUCUGAUUGGUCAGUUUAUUACUAAAAUAAGUUGUUUUACAGAAAAAAUAUCAUGGAAAAAAGUUAGGAUUAACAAGAACAUGUUAAAA